Molecule: messenger RNA, 1540 nt
Organism: Juglans microcarpa x Juglans regia
Lineage: Eukaryota; Viridiplantae; Streptophyta; Magnoliopsida; Fagales; Juglandaceae
Product: purple acid phosphatase 22-like
Exons: 5
Coding region: 106-1449 (447 amino acids)
Molecular function (GO): metal ion binding; acid phosphatase activity
Source: RefSeq, a predicted model, not a curated record
UAUUUUUCCAAAAUUCUUGUAUCACACUUCUUACAUUCCUCCGAAUAUAUAAAUAUUCGACUCUUCACAAGCAUAGCUAAUCUCGAACCCAUUAGCCAUACGUCAAUGGAGAAUUUAUACCCUCGCGCUUUCUCUCUGAUCUUAACCUUGUUUCUGAUAUUCUUCCCUCAACUCCUGCAAUCACAGACACAGAAUGGUGCUUUUUCUCGGCAACCACCUCGCCCAAUGGUAUUCACCCCACAUAACGGGCCCGAAUCCGACCCCCAACAGGUACAUAUUUCAUUGGCGGGGAUCGAUCAUAUACGAGUUUCGUGGAUUACUGAGGCCAAACAUGCGAAAUCAAUAGUGGAAUACGGGAAAGAAUCCGGAAAAUACAAUGCAUUGGCAACCGGUGAACACAAAUCGUAUACUUACUUUUUUUACCACUCAGGCGAGAUCCACCACGUUAAGAUUGGACCCUUGGAGCCCAGCACCACCUAUUUCUACAGGUGUGGAGGUUCGGGCCCGGAGUUUUCCUUCAGAACACCGCCUUCAGGAUUUCCGAUUGAAUUUGCAGUUGUUGGAGACCUGGGACAAACUGAAUGGACCGCUUCAACCCUACAACACAUCGAUAGUAAGGACUACGAUGUGUUUCUGUUACCCGGAGAUUUAUCCUACGCCGAUGGCCAACAGCCCCUUUGGGACUCGUUCGGACGCCUAGUUGAGCCAUACGCGACCCGCCGCCCAUGGAUGGUGACCGAAGGCAACCACGAGAUUGAGACCAUCCCAAUCCUCCACCCCUACGGCUUCAGAUCCUACAAUGCCAGGUGGCGAAUGCCGCACGAGGAAAGUGGAUCGACCUCAAACUUGUAUUACUCAUUUGACGUGGCUGGGACUCACAUUAUAAUGUUAGGAUCUUAUACUGAGUUUGAUGCUGACUCGUCUCAGUACAAGUGGCUUGAGGCCGAUUUGGCCAACGUUGACAGGAAGAAAACGCCAUGGAUCUUUGUGCUCUUGCAUGCCCCCUGGUAUAACUCUAAUACAGCACAUCAAGGUGAAGGAGAAAGCAUGAGAAAAGCUAUGGAAGAGUUGCUGUAUAAGGCACGGGUCGACGUGGUUUUUGCAGGCCAUGUUCAUGCAUAUGAACGAUUCACUCGGAUUUUCCAUAACAAGGAGAAUCAAUGUGGUCCGAUGUAUGUGACGAUUGGUGAUGGCGGGAACCGAGAAGGGCUUGCAUUAACGUUCAAGAACCCAACUUCCCCUCUCUCGUUGUUUCGGGAGGCAAGCUUUGGACAUGGGCGGUUGAGUGUAUUAAAUCAAACACAUGCACAUUGGUCAUGGCACCGCAACAAUGACUCCAACGCAGUUGUGGCAGACCAGGUCUGGUUAGAAAGUUUAAGCAUCUCUAAAGCAUGCUGGGAAACUCUGCAGGACCAUGGAUUAUCAUCGUCUCUCAAAGACGAAUUAUAGCUUUGACUUGAAUAUGACUAUAUAUUUAAUUGGAGGUUAACCUUACGCUUGAUCAGUUUUUCAAAGUUUCAAGGUUACAAACAGUUUGCAA